GUGACGUCACCGCGGGAGGGACGGACGGAGGACGCACGGCCGGACGGGGGGAGGACCCGGCGGGGCGGGGCGGGCCGGGGCGGGGGGCGCUGCCCGGGGCGCGGCGCGGGGGCGGGUCCAGCCGCAGCCCGGAGUAGGCGCCCGCCCCCCCCGAGUGACAGAAGCGCCCGAGCACCGGAGCUCGCGCUGGGGCCGCAGCCGCCGCUCGCGCCGCCGCCCCGCCUCCGGCCCCUCCGCCGCCCGGUGUUAUGCGGCGGUCCUGAGGGGCGAGCGCAGCCCGGCUGGACCCGGCGCGGCCCUGAGGGGCGACGGGGUCUCGCUGCGCCUCGCCGGCCAAACCCAUGACUACGGCAAACUGCGGCGCCACCGACGAGUUCGACUUCAGGCUGAUCUUCGGCGAGGACGGGCAGCCCGGCCCCGGGCCGCCGCUGGGGCCCGCAGAUCUUGAGUCAGAUGACUGUGCAUCCAUAUACAUCUUUAAUGUAGAGCAGCCAUCAUCCUCUGUCAAUCAGCCAAUUUGUAUUCCUCGCCAUGGACUGCAGUCUCACUCCUCUCCUACAAGAUUUCAGAGUCACAAGAGCUAUGAAGGCACUUGUGAGGUACCAGAAUCCAAGUACAGUCCACUAGGUGGACCCAAACCCUUCGAGUGCCCCAGCAUUCAAAUCACAUCGAUUUCACCCAACUGUCACCAGGGGAUUGAGGCCAAUGAAGAUGAAUUACACACAAAUGGCACAGAAAAUGAGUAUAUGGAAAGGCCUUCCCGGGACCAUCUCUAUCUUCCUCUUGAGCCAUCGUAUAGGGAAUCAUCCCUUAGUCCGAGCCCUGCCAGCAGCAUUUCAUCCAGGAGUUGGUUUUCAGAUGCUUCUUCUUGUGAAUCCAUUUCCCAUGUUUAUGAUGAUGUAGACUCAGAGCUAAAUGAAGCAGCUGCUCGAUUUACCCUUGGCUCUCCUUUGGCAUCACCUGGUGGUUCUCCAAGAGGUCCCAGUGAUGAAUCGUGGCAGCAGCCUUAUGGGUUUGGGCAUGCCUUGUCACCUAGACAGUCUCCCUGUCACUCUCCUAGAACUAGUAUUACAGAUGAAAAUUGGCUGAGCCCUAGACCAACAUCAAGGCCCUCAUCAAGACCUACAUCCCCCUGUGGGAAACGCCGACACUCCAGUGCUGAGAUUUGCUAUGCUGGUUCUCUCUCUCCUCACCACUCUCCAACUCCAUCACCCGGCCAUUCUCCCAGAGGAAGCAUAACAGAAGACACGUGGCUAAACACUUCCAUUCAUAAUGUACAAGGCCUUAACUCUGGGCUUUCACCAUUUCAGUGUUGUACAGAGACUGAUAUUCCUCUAAAAACCAGGAAGACCUCAGAGGAUCAGACUGCCACUUUAUCUGGAAAGAUAGAUAUCUGUCCUGAAGAGCAAGGUAACUUGUCAUCGUCCCUUGAAACUGCAGUGGAUGAUUGCUCUGGAUCUCAGCACACCUUGAAAAAAGACUUGCCUGGAGACCAAUUUCUUUCUGUUCCUUCGCACUUUACUUGGAACAAGCCGAAGCCUGGUCACACUCCUAUAUUCCGCACAUCUUCAUUGCCACCUCUUGACUGGCCUUUACCAAGCCAUUAUGGGCAGUGUGAACUGAAAAUAGAAGUCCAGCCUAAAACUCAUCACAGAGCUCACUAUGAAACAGAAGGAAGCAGAGGAGCAGUAAAAGCAUCUACUGGAGGACACCCUGUAGUAAAGCUGCUGGGCUACAGCGAGAAGCCGGUGAACCUGCAGAUGUUCAUUGGCACGGCCGACGAUCGCUACCUGCGGCCCCACGCCUUCUACCAGGUGCACCGCAUCACCGGCAAGACCGUGGCCACUGCCAGCCAGGAGAUCAUCAUUGCCAGCACCAAAGUGCUGGAAAUUCCACUUCUUCCCGAAAAUAAUAUGUCAGCCAGUAUCGAUUGUGCUGGUAUUUUGAAACUGCGCAAUUCAGACAUAGAGCUCCGGAAAGGAGAGACAGAUAUUGGGAGAAAGAACACCAGAGUGCGCCUCGUGUUCCGCGUUCACAUCCCACAGCCCAGUGGAAAAGUCUUAUCUCUGCAGACUGCUUCCAUACCUGUUGAAUGCUCUCAGCGAUCUGCGCAAGAACUUCCUCAGAUUGAGAAGUACAGCAUCAACAGCUGCUCAGUAAAUGGAGGCCAUGAAAUGGUGGUGACAGGAUCCAAUUUCCUUCCAGAAUCCAAAAUUAUAUUUUUUGAAAAAGGACAAGAUGGACGACCUCAGUGGGAGGUAGAAGGGAAAAUAAUUAGGGAAAAGUGUCAAGGGGCAAACAUCGUACUUGAAGUUCCUCCAUACCACAACAAAGCCAUCACAGCCGCAGUUCAGGUGCAGUUUUAUCUCUGCAAUGGCAAGAGGAAAAAAAGCCAAUCUCAACGUUUUACUUACACACCAGUUAUAAUGAAGCAAGAGCACAGAGAUGAGGUGGAUUUGUCUGCCGUUCCAUCCUUGGCCCUGCCGCACGCGGGCAGCGUCCAGGGCCUGCACUCAAUGCGAGCCCAGCUGCCCUCCCCGGAGCAAGGGCACCCCCAUGACAAUUUGCUGUCUACGUCACCCAGGAGCCUCGUGUGUCCCGUUCAGCCACCCUACGCGGCCAUGGUGACCUCGGCGGUGCCACACCUGCCGCACAUGCAGGGCAGAAACCUCAGUCCGAGCGAAGAGUGUCAUGUUUUGCCUCCUGCCAUGGUUCAGUCUUUUCAGGUAACAUCAGCACCUCCCGUGAGGCCUUCUUACCAGCCUAUGCAGCCCAGCGACGUGUACAACGGACAGCCCGGUCUUCCCAUGAACUCUGCCUCCAGCCAAGGAUUUGAUGCGAUUUCAUUUCCGCAGGACACGGCCGUACCUCAUUUGAUAAAUCUCAGCUGCCAAGCUCUACCGCCGGUGCAGUUCCAUUCUUCAAACCCAGCUUCCGUGUCAGGGUCGAGUCCAGCAGGACACGCCCUGGCACAUGCAGCUCAUUCGGGACAGUCAUCUGCUCACCUGCCGUCGAUGGGAUACCACUGCCCGGGCGCCGGGCAGGGCUCCGUCCCCCCCGCGAUGAGCCGCUCCCUCGGCCAGGCCUCUCCGCAGCUGCAGCAGGUCCCGUACCACUCUCCGAACCCAGCGGCCGCUUCUUCCCCGUCCCCGACAGCUUCCCACCCGCUGGGCCACUCGCCGCUGUCCGGCCCCUCUUCCCCCCAGCUCCAGCCUCUGCCUUACCAAUCUCCGAGCUCAGGACCCGCCCCGUCGCCGCCGCCCGGGAGCCGCUCGGGGCAGCACUCGCCGCAGGCCGCCAGCCCCGUGCUGGGAGCCCUGGGCACGGUGUCACCCCUGGGGCCCCACCCCGUGUGUGACUCAUCUCCCUUUGUACCCGAGGGGGCAGCUGUUCACAUCAAACCAGAGCCUGAAGACCGGGAGUUGAAUUUUCAAACCAUAGGAUUACAAGACAUCACGCUAGAUGAUGACAGUUUUAUCUCUGACCUGGAAUACCAGCCAUCAGGUUCAACAGAGAAAUGGACUCAACAUUCAGCACUCAUGUCCAACUCCUUUGUGGAAAAUCUAGAGGUGAAUGAGAUCAUAGGAAGAGAUAUGUCACAGAUCUCAGUGUCACAUGGAACAACAGUGGCCGGCCAGCCUGCACAUACGUGUCCUGGAUCUCUGGAGACAAGAAUAUCUGAUGGAAUCCAGUAAUGGAUAAGCUAACGACUCAACAUCCAUGAAAACGUCACAGUUUUUCUGAAUAUUUCUUCAUCCUCUUCCUCUUUAGACUUACUGUGCUUCCAACUCUGUGGCCUUUAUGAACUGGAACAGUGGAUCCUUGCAAAGCCCUUUUAGUGGGUUACAUUUUUGAUGUAGAGACAGAGCAUUUUAAUUAUAGUUCCUCAGAUGCUGUAAAGAGACUUCUUAAAAUGGACACACAGAAUCUACACCAGAUAUUUUAACUGUUUUAAAGUUACAAACAAGCUUUGCUUUUUGCAUUUAAAUAGAAUACUUUUAUAUUUUAAGUGCUUCAGAUGUGUGGAGGUGUUAGUUUGCUCUUAUAAUAUUCACAGUCCUGAAUGUGGAAGAUUUAAUGCACAUCUUCAGUGUGCUGCUUGCCCUUAGAGGUAGUAUAGUUUGUAACUGAUGAUUUGUAACACCUUUUGGUCAUUUUGGAAAGCCUUUAAAGCUUCUGUUGUUUCAUUUUUUUUCUUAAUAAGAUCUUCCAGUGGCAAAUUGUACCUGUCAUCUGAAGCCAAUGCCACGGAAGCCAUUGUGUAUAUGAAUACUGUAGUGUUUUCUUUCUUAGGUUCAUAGGAAGCAAAGCCAAAUGUAGAUCUGCACUUGUUUAUAAACUGAAGAUGUUACUUGAUAGGCUGCAAAAAGACCAUUCCAUCAUGAAAGUGUUGGGAUAGAAAUUACAUUCCAAAAUUUAACUUUUAUAACUUUGUGGAUAAUCUUCCUGAUCUUUAUUAGCACAGGCUCCUUCUUGAAAUAGCUUUUUUCUUAGCAAGUUACAUUUGUAAUCAAAUUUGAGCAGUAGGAUUUUAGAUUAAAGAACAGCAACAUCAAAGCCAUGUUAGACACAGGAGAAAAUUUAAUGUUUGCUGAGGAUCUAAAUAUUCCCAUUAUCCCUGCAGAAUAUGGUUUUGAAAUCACCAAUUCAGUGGCAUUCAAGUUUUCAAUGCAAUAAAUCAUUUGAUCACAGCUCUAUCUUUUAUAUGCUGUAUGCCCGACCAUGCCACUUGGAACUCCUGAGGAGAAGACAGUUCAGUUCCUUAAAUUCAGGCUGUUUGUAAAUGUCAGUUUGCUAAAAAGUACUUCACUGUGAAUUGGUGGUUAGGCAGUACGAUGCGUCCAUGUUUAAUUUCAAAGGUGUGAAGCGGGAGCUACCAAAGAAAUACAGAAGAUUCAGCAGCAGCGGUAAACUCCGUGCUGUGCUCUGAGGAUGCAUCUCCCUUAUCCCCAUAAUCUGAUGAAUUUGAAACAAUCUGUUUACAUCAUUACUUAAAAAUCUCUGGCCUUUCCAGUUAGACACUGUGGAGAGGAUCCAGCACGGCCUGUGGAGGCCACAGCCAUUUCCCUGCCCCAGGAAUCACUCAUUUACAGAGCUUCCCUCCAUGGAACACACAGGGUAUACCAGUCAUGGCAAAGGAAGGUCAGCACUUCAUGGAACCUCAGAACAUACAAGGUGUUCUUCUUAGUUGCUCAUUUGGGUGAGCCAUGACAAUCUAACAAAAAUUAAGAGUGAAUUAACUCAAAGAAUUAGAAAAUUGGAAAGUAUAUUUGCAUUGGCUCCAGAUCAGACAAGCGUAGCCAUUUUAGCAGUUAACACAUGGGGAGCACAUGGCCUUUGUAGACUUCAAAUGAAUGAAGGGGUCUGACAGUGGAGAGCAGUGCUGAGUUAUAACACCUGGGAGAGCAAACACAGCUUCUGCUGAUGUUGCAUUUUGGCAAACAGUGGUGGGGAAAACUUUCCAUUGAGCCUUUUGCAGGCAGAACCUUACUCCUGGAGAGAAGUCAGUGCCCAAGCAAUACCAUAGCUGUAAUCCCAUCUCUGUACUAGCUGAAUCAUGAACUUUAAAGACCAUAUUAAGAGGGUAAAAUUGUAAUUUUAUCAUGUACUUCCUUUUAAGAGUGCAGCCUGAGGCUACUAACUUUUAGUAUUGUAAUUAUUUCAACCAACUUAAUGCAAGGCCACUAUGUACCUGCUGGGAAUCUUAAGCAUCCUUUUUGUGAAUGUACUGUUGAGUGGUGCAAAUCUUGACAUUUGCAGGAAAUAAUUGGCAGGGCUGGAAUCUGGAAAGUGUGAUAAUGUAAUUGUCCCUCAGCAAUGGUGCUUUACUCUGUCCUCUACUCAUGUAUGUUAAAGAUCCUAGAAAGAACUCACAUGCUCAGAAAUACAUUUACUUUCAUUUUUAACACCUUCAAAACAAACCACACAAUGCUGUAAACUAUGUCAUUGUCUCAGAGUGUGUGCUGGUGGCAAGGCACGUUCCAGUUUUCAUUCAUGUAUUGGGUCUUUUGCAUUAACCAUUGUUUGUAGGAGAAUUCUGGCUGAAAAGCUUUUCAUACUGUAUGGGAUUUAUGCUCCUUUAUCCUGCUGGUACAGACUCUCCUUGCAAGUUCUCCAAGUAGCUGGAAUUCACACUGUACCUAAAAUAUAGGAGCCCAAACAAUCCGGAGUUGCUAUGCACUAAAUUUUCUGAUGCCUUUAAUACCUUGAUGCCUGUAGACAUAGAAAUGCUUUCCUAUUUAAAAAUGAAAUUUAAAAAAAUAUAGCUUUGGAUACUAAAGCAGUUUUGUAUUUGCCUUGUAAAAGCUUCAAUACAAGGGUCUUAAUUUUAUUUUAGCUUGUGUGAUAACGUAGAUAAAGACUGUUAAUCUUGUAUAAUUUUAGUGGUAUAAAAAGCACAUGAUCUCUAUUGGACUAUGCAAAUUUAAUUAAACAGCAGAACCCGGCAACUGUUAAUAUUUUGUUGGCAUCCACUUCCUUGUCCUUAAGUCCUGUCUUCUUCCUGAGUACUUCCCAAAAAUUUUUAAUAACUUAGAUUAUCCUGAAGGAAAGCCUUAAUGAUGAGGUAGCUUUUCUAUAAGGAGGGUCAAAGAUCAAUAUUUGGGGAAAAAAAAAGGGGUAGCAUAUUAACCCAGGGGGACAGGGGUGAGUUCUGAAAUUACCAUUUACUAGGAAUCUGAAUUUCUGUAGUAAAACUUACCUGUUAUCAGGGGAACUGCCACCCUUUUUAAACCAAAGAAUGAAAAAAUGGUUUUGUUCUGAUACAAAGCUUUGAAACUCUAUUUUUGAUACUCAUAAUGGAUGUCAUUCCUUGAGGUUCGGAAAUCGUUCAAAUUGAAGUUUUAUAUUUAAAAAUGUGGGACAAUAAAGAUUAAGUUCUAGAUGUUUACAGAGCCUUGUAUUGUAAUUUCAUGUACAUUUUGUAUUUUAAACAUUUUUGUAAGUUAUGAUUGCAGUGCUACUUGCAGAAAUAAAGGGAAAAACUUGCAUUUAGGCUCUUAAAUCAUAGUGUUCAAAUAAAUAAAAAUAAUGCAAA
Motacilla alba alba is the source of this 7036-nucleotide messenger RNA. It is a transcript of the gene NFATC3, whose product is annotated as nuclear factor of activated T cells 3. The transcript has 11 exons. Gene Ontology annotation, cellular component: transcription regulator complex. Gene Ontology annotation, molecular function: DNA-binding transcription factor activity, RNA polymerase II-specific; transcription factor binding; RNA polymerase II cis-regulatory region sequence-specific DNA binding. The record is from RefSeq and is a predicted model, not a curated record. Bases 342 to 3695 code for a protein of 1117 amino acids. Gene Ontology annotation, biological process: cytokine production; calcineurin-NFAT signaling cascade; regulation of transcription by RNA polymerase II. NCBI's taxonomy places the organism in Eukaryota, Metazoa, Chordata, Aves, Passeriformes, Motacillidae.